Messenger RNA from Cyprinus carpio (common carp), 3928 nucleotides. It is a transcript of the gene tcf4, whose product is annotated as transcription factor 4. The coding region runs from base 262 to 1803 and encodes 513 amino acids. Gene Ontology annotation, biological process: regulation of transcription by RNA polymerase II. NCBI's taxonomy places the organism in Eukaryota, Metazoa, Chordata, Actinopteri, Cypriniformes, Cyprinidae. The record is from RefSeq and is a predicted model, not a curated record. The transcript is spliced from 13 exons. Gene Ontology annotation, cellular component: transcription regulator complex. Gene Ontology annotation, molecular function: RNA polymerase II cis-regulatory region sequence-specific DNA binding; protein dimerization activity; DNA-binding transcription factor activity, RNA polymerase II-specific.
AAAGUGAGAGAGAGUGAGGGGGAGGGGCUUCUGCUCGCACAGGCCACGCCCCCUCCCCAGUCUCUCCUCCCACUGGCCGACGUCAGGAAUGCUCCUCGCUCCUUUGCAUAUUCAGCAUGCUCAGGCCGGCCAUAUGGGAAAAUGCAACUGCAGGAAUUGUUGUGAAAAAAGGGGGACUGCGAGUUUGAACACAAAGUUGUUUGAGAGCGUCUGAACAGGAUAAAACACACACACACACACACACACUAGAGGAACAGAAACAUGUAUUGUGCGUACACCAUCCCGGGGGUGAGCGGCGGAUCAUUCAUGUAUUACUAUAACGGCAAAGCGGUAUAUGCCCCUUCCGCUAGCACUGCCGAUUACAACCGGGACUCACCGGGUUACCCGUCCUCUAAAGCACCGGGCAGCAGCUUUCCCAGUUCCUUCUUUAUGCCAGACGGUCAUCACAGUACAGACCCAUGGAGCUCGUCCGGCAGUAUGAACCAGCCCGGAUACAACAGCAUGCUGGGAAACUCCACACACAGCGCUCAGAGCAGCAGCUACUGCGGCCUGCAUCCACACGACAGACUCAGUUACCCGUCACACUCGUCAGCUGAGAUUAACCCCAGUCUUCCUCCCAUGUCCAGUUUCCAUCGCAGCGGCGGGACGAAUCACUACAGUGCAGCGUCCUGCUCCGCCACCACCAAUGGGACAGACAGCGUCAUGGCGAAUCGAGCGCCGAGCGGAGCGGCCAGCAGCUCACAGACGGGAGACGCGUUAGGAAAGGCUCUGGCUUCAAUCUAUUCCCCCGAUCACACCAAUAACAGCUUCUCAUCCAACCCAUCCACUCCUGUGGGAUCUCCUCCCUCGCUCACAGCUGCCAGUACAGCCGUCUGGUCCAGAAACGGUCAGGGAGCCUCGUCCCCGAGUUACGAGCCACCGCUGCACUCGCUGCAGAGUCGUAUCGAGGACAGGUUGGAGCGGCUGGACGAUGCCAUCCAUGUGUUGCGCAGUCACGCGGUCGGUCCGUCCACAGCGAUGCCCGGCGCUCACGCAGACAUGCACGGACUGAUCACUCCGUCUCACUCUCACAACGGAGCCAUGGGCGGCCUGAGCGCCGGAUACAGCGGCGGACUGCUUCCCUCCAGCAGACACUCGCUCAUGGUGGGUGGCCAUCGCGAGGACGGGUUGAGGAGCGGUCACUCCAUCGUGGCCAAUCAGGUGUCAGUAUCGCAGCUUCCUGUGCAGUCGGCCUGUUCAGUCGGCCUAAUUCCAGUGAGAUCAGUAAGUGGGUCGCUCUCCGGAGGACUGCAGGGUCAGAGCACCUCGUCCGUGAGCUCAGAGAUCAAAUCUGAAGACGAGGGAGACGAAAACCUGCAGGACGGCAAAUCUCUGGACGCCAAGAAGGAGGACCUGGACGGCAAGGAUCUGAAAUCUCUAGAGAGGUCAAGAUCUAGCAACAACGACGACGAGGAUCUGACCCCGGAGCAGAAGCUGGAGCGGGAGAAGGAGCGGCGCAUGGCUAAUAAUGCGCGGGAGCGUCUGCGUGUGCGCGACAUUAACGAGGCCUUCAAAGAGCUGGGCCGCAUGGUGCAGCUGCACCUGAAGAGCGACAAACCCCAGACCAAGCUGCUCAUCCUGCACCAAGCCGUGGCCGUCAUCCUCAGCCUGGAGCAGCAGGUCCGAGAGCGCAAUCUCAACCCAAAGGCGGCGUGUCUGAAGAGGCGGGAAGAGGAGAAGGUGUCGUCGGACGGUGCUCCUCUCUCAUUGGCCGGCGCUCACCACAGCAUGGGCGAGUCGUCCAAUCCCAUGGGACAAAUGUAAAGAGCCACACCCCCGUAUAUGGUCGAAGCUGCCAGAAUUCAUCAAAAUGAUGAGCGAUCACUUCCUUUGACAGCGUCAUUUCUGCCCCGACCGUCAGUCAAACAAUCAAUCAAACGAAUGAACGAACGAACGAACGAAAGAACUUCCAUCCAUCCGACCAACUCCUGCGUGUUCCCGUUCCUGACUGCGUCUGUGAGGAUUUAUCCUGUAAAUUAGGGAGUGGGGCCGGAUUCGUUGUGCAUAUCUUCCUCCAAGCAUUCCCUGUUGCAAAAGAAGACGUUUUUAUGUACGAACACACACACAAAAAAGAGCGACGGGCGAUUCUUCAAACAUAUCAUGAUGUUGUGGAGGUGUGGAGAGCAGCCGUCUGAUUUCAAUGGCAAUCCUGUCCACACUGUGGAACUUCUGUAGCUGUGCCUCACGGAACUCCUUACGGAAAAAUAGAAUUAGGAAAUUCCCAAUCAGUCGGGACGAGAGGAGCUGUCAAUCAAACGACCCAGACGGGAUUCGGCUGUAGAAUUUGACAAAACCCUUCAAACCUGCAAUAAUGUUGUUUUAGUUCCUGUGAAACCAGCAGAUCCCGGCAGUGAACGUUCAGAGGCCGUUCUGGAACUGCUUUGGGCUCGUUUCGCGAACUUUUGCGGAUCACCUACGGAAGUCAUUUCUCUCCGUUUAUUCGUUUGUUUCUAGCCAUCGACUCUCCCGAAGCCCUCCCGGACCCCGAAGAUGCAAUUUUAACAUGUCGAAACUACAACCAACGUGCCUUUUAGAGCUCAUAUCAUCACACAACUGGAGGAGAACAUUAUCUAGGAUGCAAGCGUAUAGGAAACGUUAGUUAUUAGGUCUAUGCAGUCAGGUUUUUUACGACCUGGAGUUUAAAAAAAAAAAAAAAAGUAAAAAGGUAAAAAAAGUAUUUUUUGGAUAAACUGUAUUUAAUGUACUGUACGGCUAUAUGUAAUUAGAAGGUGUGUCCAGCCCCGUGUGGCCCCGCCCACAGCCCCGCCCACCUGUCACCGUCGUUAUUGAGCAUUGUAUUAUAGAUAUCCGCUUUUACGAAUACAGGCUUGUUGUUGAGCCGCUGUAGUACAAAUGUGUGGUUGUACGUGUAAAAUGGCUUUUUCUCUUUUUUUAUCUCUCUAUUCUUCGUCUGUACUUGUUUCUCUGUCAAAAAAAAUGGGAAAAAAUGGACGGGAGGCACUGAAAGUGGACACAAAUCUAUUAGAAAAUCAUUAUAUAUAAAUGUAGAAAUAUAUACAGUAUAUAAAGAGACGGAAAGGAGUUCACGAGGAGCGGUUUUUCAUUCUGUAAAGCCGAGCGGAGACGUCCCCAACGCCAUCCGCACCGAGAGACGUGACUCUAUUUUUCAUAACGUCACCGCGAUCGCAACGGCGGCGAACGAUGCUCUUGCGAAACCGCCGACGAAGGGAAACACACACGGACAUUUGUAAAUUGUAUGCAACAAAUGCAAACGUACCAUUAUUUUGAAAUUGUGUAUGUAAAAGUUAUAUUUUUACAUGUAGGCUGUUGUUAUUCUGUGUUUAGAAAUGCGUUGUAUCAGUUCUUCUCUUUUGUUUUUUCAGAAAAAAUACUUCAUUGUGUGUUGAAAUGUGUCACAUUGAAAAUGUAGUGAGAACAAAAGCAAAAAAAAAAAAAAGUAUGUUUAUAUUUGCGGGAACAUUUUUCUUUUCUAUAACGGUGGGUGGUGGGGGUCGGGAAUCAAAGCUAUACGAUUACUCUCUCAUCCUCUUUCAUCAUUACAUUGUCAUUUUUAAUUGAGUAUUUUUUGUGUAAAUAGACGCGGGUCGACGACCUGCCGUUGAUCAUGUGGCCUGGUGAGGACGUGAUUGAUUAGCGUUAACGUGUGUCAACAAUCAGACCUUAAUUUACAUUCUCACUUUCGCUGAAAGAAUCGAAACGACGACUCGGAUGUUCUGCACAUUUGCCACCGGCCCUCAUACGCAAAAUUUAGGCCUGAAUUUAAUGUAAGUUGCAUAUAAAAUUUGGACGAUGCAGUUUUAAGACGAUAAACUUAAUGUGGUGCAUAUUUGUCGUACAUGAAUUAGAUGAAACUAAAUGGUUUAUACAGUAUAUUUUACAUCAGUAAACCCAUUUUAUUUCAGUUUCA